AUGGCCUCCGCUACCAUACUCACCACUAAUUCUCCGCGGGAGGACGACAAUGAGUAUGUCUUCUUCCAUUCUGGCGGAGUUCCAACGUACCGCAAAGUCGUCCACCGGGCAAAUUCCCAGGAGAAGGCAAACAUCAUCCCUACUAUCGAUAUUUCUGAGAUCGACACAUCCAUAGAAGCGAGAAAGAAGUUAGCAAAAGAAAUCUACCACGCCUGCACUACAUCUGGCUUCUUCUAUUUGAGCGGUCAUGGAGUUCCCGAAGAGCUGCUGAAUGGGACAUUCGAUUUGAUGAAGAGAUUCUUUGCUCUUGACCAUGAAACCAAAAUGGACGCACAUGUCCAAAAGAAUCCUGCAAUCCGGGGCUACGAGCCAAUGUUCGAAACCCGUCUGGACCCACGGACUCAGGGUGACAUCAAAGAAGCUUUCACAAUGGGUGACGACCCGCUCGAACCUGAACAGGAAUACACCGCCAAAACUGGCAACCCUCCUCCUGCUGGUAUGCACCGUCCGCUCAACACAUGGCCGCGCGAGGCGCCUUGGUGGCGAGAAGGCCUGUAUAAAUAUUACAACACGCUCAUGCCGCUGAGCCUCAAAGUCAUCAGGCUGAUGGCACUGGCUUUUGACCUGGAGGAGACGGCUUUCGAUCAUUAUUUCAAGUUCCCCAUCACUGGCAUACGCACCUUGCACUACCCACCGAUGCCAAAAGAGAGCGAACCCGGUGCCGUGGGGCUGGGAGCACACAGUGACAAUACCUGGCUCACCAUGGUGUUGCAAGACCAAGUGCCAGCCUUGGAAAUUCUCAGUAAGGACGGUGUCUGGAUUGCCGCCGAACCCAAGCCAAACACCUUCGUCUGCAAUGUUGGCCGGUUCCUCGAGCGCGUGACGAACAGCAAAUUCAUCGCGACCGUACACCGAGUCCGCAACAUGACGGGAGAACGGCGCUACUCGCUCGCCUUCUUUCAAACCCCGGAUCCCGACGCUGUUAUCAAGGUUCUGGACUGCUGCCUUGAACCCGGAGAAGGGCCCAAGCAGGACGAAGACACGGUGGGAGACCUCUAUGUGCGUCGGGUGCUGCCGGCAAGGCCGAAACAUCCCAAGUCAAACAAGUAUCAGCAUGUCCCAGUAAACGAGUUGAAGUAUGACUUGUUUUAUACCGAUAUAUAA
Capronia coronata CBS 617.96 is the source of this 1164-nucleotide messenger RNA. RefSeq lists its product as uncharacterized. The coding region runs from base 1 to 1164 and encodes 387 amino acids. Gene Ontology annotation, molecular function: dioxygenase activity. The transcript has 5 exons. Lineage: Eukaryota; Fungi; Ascomycota; Eurotiomycetes; Chaetothyriales; Herpotrichiellaceae. The record is from RefSeq and is a predicted model, not a curated record.